AUGACACCCCCAUUGAUUGUGCUCCCUCGCCCAGGGACCGCACUCACCAACGCACCACCCCUCCCCGCCCCAUCCGAAGCCGCCUUCACCUCAACCUUUGGCACCCUUCUCCCCCGAGCAUCCUACCUGCACACUCCCCACGGCCGCGCCGCCUACUACACCCUCCCACCCUCAUCUCCACGCCCAUCCCACCCCAACAAGAGCAAGAUCUCCCGCGUCCUCUUCAUACACGGUGUCCAAACCCCCGCCAUCGGCCUGCACCCACUAGCCUCAGCAUUAGCAUCGCGCUUCCCACACGCGGAGUGCGUCCUCCUCGACCUCUGGGGCCACGGACUCUCCGAGACGCCAGUCCUCCCACACGAACCGAGCCUCUUCCACGCGCUGAUCGAGGCGCUGCUCACAGAGCUGGGGUGGUCCGACGCGCAUUUCGUGGGGUACUCAUUCGGCGGCUCGACGACGGCAAGCUUUGCGGCUGUGCGGCCGGAGCGCGUAGCGUCCAUGGUGCUUGUCGCGCCUGCGGGACUGGUUCGCGCUGCGCAGUUUGAUGCUGUGCACCAGAAGUACCUGGCUCUGCGCGAUGGGAGCGCAGAGGAAGAGGAGGCGGCGCGCACGUGGAUCCUACAGUGGCUGGAGGACGGCGAGCUGGUCGUCCCGGAUGAUUGGGAGGAGAGGGUGGCGCGCAGGGAGGUCGUGGCUGAGGCGGUGCGGGAGUGGCAGAUGCGCGAGCAUGCGGGCCAUCUGGCGAGUGUGGUGGGGAUUGUGAGGGAUGGGGGUGUGUUCGAUGCGCAUGGCGGGUUUGUGGAGGCGGUCAGGAUGGGGGUUCCGUGUUUGUGUGUGCUGGGGGAGAGGGAUGGGUUGUGUGGUGUGCGGGAUUUGGAGGAUGUUGGGAUGCGGGAUGUUGUGGUUGUGAAGGGGGUGGGACAUGGGGUUAGGAGUGAGGAUGUAUGUACUUCGAUAUAG
This is a messenger RNA of Aspergillus terreus NIH2624, 960 nucleotides long. Its product is annotated as alpha/beta fold hydrolase. The transcript has 2 exons. The record is from RefSeq and is a predicted model, not a curated record. NCBI's taxonomy places the organism in Eukaryota, Fungi, Ascomycota, Eurotiomycetes, Eurotiales, Aspergillaceae. The coding region runs from base 1 to 960 and encodes 319 amino acids.